Nymphalis io (European peacock) is the source of this 1638-nucleotide messenger RNA. RefSeq names its product zinc metalloproteinase nas-4-like. Bases 1 to 1638 code for a protein of 545 amino acids. Lineage: Eukaryota; Metazoa; Arthropoda; Insecta; Lepidoptera; Nymphalidae. Gene Ontology annotation, molecular function: metalloendopeptidase activity; zinc ion binding. Gene Ontology annotation, biological process: proteolysis. The record is from RefSeq and is a predicted model, not a curated record. The transcript is spliced from 6 exons.
AUGAAGUUGAUUAGCAUUUUUGCAUUAUGUCAUGUUUGUGUGAUGAAGUGUUUGGCGAUGUCUACAAGCGAACUUGAGGAUUUUAGUAAUUUCUUAAAAGAGACGUCACAAUUGGAUCAAAGUGUUAAAAGCGGUAUUCCGGAUGACUAUGACGAUGAUGCACCCGUAUCUGACCAUGCUUGGGAAGAGAGCGGUAAAUUUGAAGGGGAUUUGAUCCUAAACGAAAGGCAGAGGAGGAUGAUAGUCAACAGUGUCGCAGAGGGACUUGCAAGAAAUGGAGUUUCAGAUACAACUAAACGUUGGCCCAACAAUGAAGUUAUUUAUUUUAUACAAGCAGAACAUUUCUCAAGCGACCAAUUGCAAGCAAUCCAGGAUGGCAUAGACGACUUAGCUCGUGCCUCUUGCGUUAAGUUUAGACCUUAUGUAAAAGGUGAUCGUGAUGCGGUAGUUAUACAGGGAAGUAGAAGAGGAUGUUUCUCGCAAGUAGGAUAUCAAGGAGGGUACCAAGUAUUGAAUUUGUCCAGUCGCCAUCCGGCGGGACGCGGGUGCUUCCGUCACGGUACUAUAGUGCAUGAAAUGCUGCAUACCUUGGGAUUCUAUCACAUGCAGAGCAGUUCCGAUCGGGACGAAUAUAUUGAUGUUAUAUGGGAAAAUAUAGUUAAAAAUGCGCGACACAACUUUCGCAAAUAUAAUUCCUUUGCGGUUUCCGACUUUGGCGUCGGCUACGACUAUGAUAGUGUUUUGCAUUAUAGUCGUAAGGCUUUCUCUUUGAAUGGUCAAGACACACUCGUUCCGAAACAGUUUGCUGCUGAAAUUGGUCAGAGAAUAGGCCUGUCAGACAAGGACACACAGAAAUUGAACAAGAUGUACUGCGAUGCCGACUCAGAAAAUCUAGCUGAUAGUGACUCAUCUGAAACACCAAAGAAAAAGAAAAAAACCAAAAACAAGCCAUUUGAAGGCCACGGCUUAGGUUACCAGCAAGGUAAAACAGUGGUUAUCAAAUUACCCAAGGCUGCCGAAGCAUAUCAAAUACAAGAUUCACCCCAAUUUUCUAUGUUUAAUUAUUUUAGUAAUACGCCGCAAGAUCUGCAACCAACGUUUGUUCAGGGAACUGGAGAUAGAGAAGAAGUAAUCAAGAAACUUUUCGAAUCUCCUAUUCCACCAACUAUAGAGGAAUACGGAAAAUCUUAUUUUGAUGUAAAUCCACAAGAUCUAUUAAAUGGUAGAGAACAUACAGCCAUAGAGCCCUAUACAGAUGACAAACAAAAUACUCCAAAAGAAAAGCCAUCGGAUGAACUUAAUGAAGAUUUAUCGAAUGCUUUUUAUAGAUUGUCACAAAUAAUAAAACCGCAAGACUUUUCAAAACCAACAAGAAAUGAGGAUGGCUUAAGAGAAGAGUACGGUCUUGAAAAGCAGCUUGUUAAAUAUGAUGAAGCCCCCUCUAAGUAUAAAGACGCAUUUACACAAAACUACUUUCCUAAGUCAAGUUCAAGCUAUAAUCCAUUAGUGAACAAAGAACAUGAUAGUUUUACUUUGUUCGGUCAUCACGUUCCACGAGUGGAGAAAUGGUACCACAAUGAUCAAUUUAACCAUAAACAUUACAGAGACAGACACCCAACGUUAGAUAUUUAUAGAUAA